Crotalus tigris (Tiger rattlesnake) is the source of this 15245-nucleotide messenger RNA. RefSeq names its product bassoon presynaptic cytomatrix protein (gene BSN). The annotation marks the transcript as partial. Lineage: Eukaryota; Metazoa; Chordata; Lepidosauria; Squamata; Viperidae. The transcript has 8 exons. Gene Ontology annotation, cellular component: cytoskeleton of presynaptic active zone; axon; glutamatergic synapse. Gene Ontology annotation, biological process: protein localization to synapse; presynaptic active zone assembly. The record is from RefSeq and is a predicted model, not a curated record. Gene Ontology annotation, molecular function: structural constituent of presynaptic active zone.
GAAUCCAGCAAGCCUUAUCCCUCAGACCUGCAGUCCCGCAGUCCCCAAAGCUUGAGUGAUACAGGCUAUUCAUCUGAUGGGAUCUCUAGUUCCCAGAGUGAAAUCACAGGCUUAGUGCAGCAAGAAGAAGAACAGCUAAAUGAAACAGGAAUUGUAGAACCAAGUCCUCCCAGUCCUUCUGAACUUACUAAACUGGAAACCAGCAUGCGCCCUUUACUGGAGUCAAAGAGCUUGACCCAUCCAUCAACUGACCGUGGGAAAACAUACCAUGAAUUACGGGAGGAGCAGAGGCAAAGACAGAGGCCACGGUCACUUUCUAUCACUCCAGAAGCCUUUGAUUCUGAUGAGGAGCUAGAAGACAUAAUGGAAGAAGAUGAAGACUCUCUGGAAUGGGAUAAUCAAAGGGAGAAGAAGGAAAGCGUGGAGUCUUCAGAUGAUUUUGGCAGCAAGCUUCGCCAUGACUAUGUAACAGAUAGUAGUGAAGCAGGAUUCUCCCCAUUACCAACUAAACAGAAAGGCAAAGAGCCUGUAAUGACAGAUGAAGAAUUCAUGAGGAGGCAAAUCUUGGAGAUGAGUGCAGAAGAAGACAAUCUUGAGGAGGAAGAAGAGUAUGAUCGUUCAAAAUACAGCACUGCAAAAAAUGGACACAAGCUUGAUUCUGAGAAAAGCAGAGAGCCUAUUGCAUCCAAGAGACGCCUGCCUCACAGCUCGAGCAGUAUAUACGAGGAGGAACAAAAAGAACUGGAAAGCGCCGAGAAUGAUGACAUGGCUGCCUCUCAGGGAGGUCUGCGUCGUUUCAAGACCAUUGAGUUAAAUAGCACUAACAACUAUGGCAGAGACAUGGAGUUGAGCCAGGAGGCAGACAUCAGCCUGGACCGGGAACCUGAACUGGAGAUGGAGAGCCUUACAGGCUCCCCAGAAGAUAGAUCAAGAGGUGACUAUUCCUCCACCUUGCCACCAACUACACCCAGUUACACAUCAGGAACAUCCCCAACCUCUGUCUCUUCUCUGGAGGAAGAUAGUGACAGCAGCCCAAGCCGCAGGCAGAGAUUAGAAGAGGUUAAACAGCAGAGGAAAGCUCGGCAUCGCUCUCAUGGCCCUCUACUGCCAACCAUUGAAGAUUCUUCAGAAGAAGAAGAGCUGCGUGAGGAAGAGGAGCUCUUGCGAGAACAAGAAAAAAUGCGAGAGGUGGAGCAGCAGCGGAUCCGAAGCACAGCACGCAAAACAAAAAGAGAUAAAGAGGAGCUGAGGGCACAGAGGAGGAGAGAGAGGUCUAAAACUCCGCCCAGUAAUUUGUCACCUAUUGAAGAUGCUUCGCCCACUGAGGAACUACGCCAGGCUGCAGAGAUGGAGGAGCUGCACAGGUCUUCCUGUUCAGAAUAUUCGCCCUCUAUUGACUCAGAGGCUGAAGGAUUUGAUGUCAUUGCCUCCAAACUGUACAAAUCUGGCAGUGAGUACAAUCUGCCAACCUUCAUGUCCCUUUAUUCUCCAACAGAAAAAAUGGCCGGCUCUAGUUACCCAUCCAGCAAGCCCCUGAAAAGUGCAGAAGAAGCCUAUGAAGAGAUGAUGAGGAAGGCAGAAAUGUUCCAAAAACAACAACCUUUCCAACAAAGUAUUUCCUACAACAACACCUUUCAAGAAGUAAGUUAUCGUGGUUCGGAAGACCAAAACAAUUUUGAAUAUCAGUAUAUAGAUGACUAUGGUUAUGAUAGUCGGAGUGUAGAUUCCUCGCAAACUGACUAUCAGAAUGAGCUUUCCAAAUCUGGGGCACUAUAUGAAGAAAUCCUUCAAACAUCACAGAAUAUCUCCAGGAUGCAUCAAUCUUCUACUCUGGAUUUGACACUUGAGCAAGAAAUGAAGAAAAAAGGGAGAGAAGAUCCCUAUCCAGAGAAGCAAUAUUUGAAUGCCGAGAGUGCAUAUGAAAGUGGCCCACUCACUCCAGGAACAAGUCCUACCCAACUCUCUGCUCCCGUCUCCUUUUCACAGACAGAAAGCAGUGCGGGCAGAAUAAUUCCCGAUGUUAGAGUCACUCAGCACUUUGAAAAAGAGAGUAGUGAGCAAACAAAGUUUCAUAGUUCCUCAGUUACAGCUAGCUCAGUUCCAAAGAGUGUAGCUAUGCCUUACUCAUAUAGUAAAGGAACUAGCCCAGUCACUACUGUUGUUCCUAGUCCAGCUAGCGCAAUCCGAAUUUACAGUUCUCCAACUUCAAGUGGCUCUGAUGUAUCACCUGUGUCCACCACUAGCCAAAGCCAGACAAAAGUAACUGCAAAUUAUGGCUCUCAAACAGAAAACAUUUCCAGGGUCGGUGGGCCAUCGGUAAGAGAUAAGCAUCAAGGUGUGACUGAUGGCAAGACAAAUCUACCCAUGGCAACCCCCAAAAUGUAUUCUUAUUUCAAAAGUUCCAGCCCACCCCUUUCCCCUUCUUCUCCUACACAAAGUCCUACUUAUUCUGUUCCAAGAACUGGGAUGCCCUCUAGUUCCGGGGGAGGAGCUAAAUCAACAGCUGAGUUUUCUACCCAAACACAUAGCACAAUUAUUUCAUAUGACAUUACAACUACUGGGGUAUCAACAGCUUCUCCGAUGAUAGCUCAAGGAACACAAACUCUUCACAGAGCCAGCUCCCCAUGCUUGGCUAGGCAACAGUCAUCACAAGAAGCCCCCUUUAUGGUCAUCACCUUAGCAUCUGAUGCAGCUAUUCAAACCAAGCCAAUUGGUGUAAGUUCCUCCAUUUCGCCACCUUCAUCUCCAACUCAGCAAGGCCGCCAGCAAACAGUACAUAGUUACAGCCAAACAGCAAUCAGUGCAGUGCAAUUCCAGUCACAACAGGUCCAGACCACUCACACCAAGGCACAGUCAAUGCCUGAAAAAGCCUCUCCUUACACUCCAGUUCAGAAAGUGCAGAGCACUGCUACUGACCCUAUGCCUGGUGUGUAUAGCUGGGGCACACUACCUGCAGAGAAUAUUUCUUUGUGUAGGAUAUCAUCAGUCCCUGGGACAUCUAGAGUAGAACCUGGACCUAGAGCAUCUGGUAGUAAUAUUGUAGAUUUGAGGACAUCAAUAAAGUCUGCUCCAAUUAUUGUAACAGACCAUGGAAUGGAUCUCACAUCCUUAGCUGCUGAGAGCAGAAAAUAUUGCCUCACUAUGGACCAGUCACCGAGUCGGCAAUCCACAGCCAUCCAACCUUUAAUCAUUAACCUCAAUGCCCAGGAACAACCACAUGCUAUCAUCAGCAGUUCCACCACAGUCAGCAUAACAGUUGCAUCUACCAUGUUUAUGUCCCAGUCAAAGCAACCAGUUGUCUAUGGGGACCCUUUCCAGAACAGAAUUGACUUUGGUCAAGAGACAGGAAGUCCAGUCUGCCUGACGCAAAUUAAACAGGUGGAACAAGCAGUUCAGACUGGUCCCUUCAGAGGACCCAUGAGUGGAGCUGGCACAUCUGCUUCUAUGGGCUGGCCAGAAGCAGCAGGUCCACAGCAAACAAAAUUUGCAAGAUACAAUUUGCCCAACCAAAUGACAUCCUUGAUAAAAAAAGAUACUCUAAUUACUCAGACUAGCAAUGCCCAAAAUAUUGUGAGUGCCAUUCCCAGGCCGUUUCCUCAGGAUCAAAGCUCAGAGAUAUAUAGAAGUAAGAAGUCCCAAGUGAUGAUGGUGCAGAUGGAUGACCUAGCAGCAGGAUCUGUCACAAAACUCCUCAAAGAAGAACCUCCUUCUAAUGCACUGGACCUCACCGGAAUGAAGCCUGAGAGCCAAGUAGCAUGCUGUGAUGUAGUCUAUAGGUUUCCAUUUGGAAGCAGCUGCACUGGGGCUUUUAAUCCAUCUCCUAAGGUGCCAGAAAAACAUGUUGGAGAAACAGCUCCCCUCGGCAAAGCUAGUAGCCAGUAUUAUGGAACCAGAGAACAGGAAAUGCCAGAGACAUUCCCUUACAGAGAGCAGCCAGCGCCGGUCCCUCAUCCGUACGAAGAGCACAGAUUCCAUCCGCAUGGCAUGUUUGGGAGAUUAUAUUCCUCAAUGUCGGAUACAAAUCUUUCUGAAAUGGGGUUGAACUAUUACUCAGUUAAAGGAGACCAGCAUUUCCCUUCCCCUGCUGGAGAUUCUGCUAUGGACCUGACAACUAUGAAGAAUUCCUAUAGUCAUAGUUUCACGGAGGGAGGACAGCUAGGGCAUGGGCUGCAAUAUGGCUCUUUCUCUGACCUCCGACAACCCACUGAAUUACUAAGUCAUUCAUAUCCCAUGCGAAGGUACAGCUCAGCCUCCAAUAUCUACUCCGAUUAUAGAUAUUCAUCAAGAGGAGACUUGGCUAAUUUCCAGGAAGCUAGCCUGGCUCAUUACAGCGCUACCACUGCUCGUGAAAUCAGCAGAAUGUGUGCAGCCCUUAAUUCCAUGGACCAGUAUGGGGGCAGGCACCUAAAUAGCCAAGAUCUUCUACAAUAUGGACAUAGUGCUCUUGGCGCUGCACCAGGAGGUACUGGAAACAUUAUGGCUCAACAGGGUGCCAUGAAACCAAACAUGAUGUACAAUCCAAAUUUCCCAGAGUCUCGUUCUGGCUUUGGAAACUUAGCCCAAUAUAAUCUCUCAAGGUUUGGAGCUGUCAGACAGGUACUCCCUUCCACAGCUACUGUACGAGCUGCUGAUGGCAUGAUUUAUUCAACCAUUAAUACACCAAUAGCAUCAACCCUUCCCAUCACCACCCAGCCAGUUUCGGUGCUACGACCGAUGCUUCGAGGCCUGUACAGGCACUAUGCUCCAGGUAGUAUCACAGCUGUCCCUCUGGCUAGCCUCACCAGAGUACCCCUAGUUACUCCUAGGGUUCCCCUUGCACCUCAAGGUCUUUAUCGCUAUACUGGGCCCAGCAGGAUUCCUGCAGUUCCUACUGCAUCUGUAAUGGAAACACCGAUGUAUUUAGGAAAACCCCUUAGCACCUCUGCAGCCAGCACUGCUGCCAGCACAGUAAGCAUAGCACCUGCUACUAAGUCCCCUGCUCCAAGCAUGGUCAGCUUGCAAAGAUCUGAGCAGACAGGAGUUGGGCCCCGUGAGGAGGUGCCUGUGUCAACCUCAGAGGUUCAGGGUCCUGCCAGCCAGACACAGCAGGAGCCAUCUCCCCGACUGCCAACCCAAAAGUCUCAGACAGAGGCUAGCACUGCUAGCAAAGGAGCUAUGGAAAGAGAAGAAAAGGAAAAGGAGGAAGAACGGCAGAGGAAGCAACAUGAGCACAUCCUCCAGUUUGAAAGGGAAAGAGUAGAACUGGAAAAACUGAGGCAGAUGAGGCUUCAUGAGGAACUGGAAAGGGAAAGGGUGGAGUUACAGAGACACAGAGAGAAGGAACAAUUCAUGAUGCACAGGGAAAUCCAGGAGUUGCAAUCCAUAAAGCACCAGGUCCUCCAGCAGCAGCAAGAGGAGCGACAGGCCCAGUUUGCCCUGCAGCGGGAGCAGCUCGCCCAGCAGCGCAUGCAGUUAGAACAAAUCCAACAGUUGCAGCAGCAAUUGCAACAGCAGCUGGAAGAGCAAAAGAGGCAGAAGAGUACAUUUCCUCCAGUAUGUGAUCCAGCUGGCCGGAUUCCUUCUCAGGUUACCCCUGAGGUAACAAUAGAAAUGCAAAGGACCUUGGCCCAAAAUGGACAAUAUUGGCCACCUCUAAAUCAAGCUUUUAUUGCUACAGCAGCCCCGGGGCAAGAAGUACAAGCACAGCCCCGCUACCCAGCACUCCAGAGGCCUCUUACAAACUCAGCCUCUGAAAUGUCCCUGCAGACUGAAGAACAGUGGGAAACUGGUCGGGGGGUAAAGAAACGGAACUCGAUGCCUCGUCUUCGGGAUGCAUAUGAUAAGGAGCCCAGCCACGAAUCAUACUUGGUGAAAAAGAUCACAGACAGCAGUGUGCAGACUGAUGAUGAAGAUGGCGAGGAACGUUUCUAUGCAUCCCGCCGGCGCCGUCCUCGGCGCAGCACUGAUUGCAGCGUUCAGACCGAUGAGGAAGACAAUGCUGAGUGGGAACAGCCAGUGCGUCGGCGACGUUCCCGCUUCUCCCGUCAUUCGGAUUCCAGUGCAGAAAGUAAAGCCGAUUCUUCAGCAAAAGGCAUGGCCAGCAUAGCCAUCCAAACCAUCAGUGACUGCUCUGUGCAGACCGAACCCGACCAGUUGCUCCGAGUGUCCCCUUCCAUCCACAUCACUUCCCCUGACCCCAAGGUGGAGAUCGUCAAGUACAUCUCUGCCCCCGAGAAGACCCAGAAAGGGGAGAGUUUGGCUUGCCAGACAGAACCUGAAGUGCAGCCCCAGCCAGGCAUUGCAGUCCCUCAGCUCACAGUGCCCACCUCAAUCCCUCCUUACUCCUCCAACAUCCAGAUGGUGAGCUCUGGGCCUCUGGAUCCUCAUUUAGUCCGACAGCAAGCACUAGCCAAGAAGAAGCCUGUUCCUCUUGAAAUUGGCUACCAGUCCCACUUGCCCACAGACUCCUUGUCUCAGCUUGUGUCCCGACAGCCCCCCAAGUCCCCUCAAGUCCUCUAUUCUCCAGUGUCUCCCCUCUCCCCUCAUCGGUUGCUCGAGUCGUCCUUCGCAUCUAGUGAAAGGCUCAACAAGGCCCACGUGACUCCACAGAAGCACUUUAUGUCUGAGUCCAUCCAACGCCAGCAGACCUUGCCUCGCCCCAUCAAAACCAUCCAAAGAUCUUUAUCUGAUCCCAAGCCCAUCAGUCCCACCUCAGAGGAGUCUGCAAAGGACAGGUUUUCCUUGUAUCAGCAUGCCUUUCUCCCCAGCAGCCAGAUGUCAACCUUGCAAUCAAACACCCUCAUUCGGAAAGUGAAGCGGACCUUGCCUAGCCCCCCACCAGAAGAAGCUCAGCUUCCUCUGACCAGCCAAGCCCAUUCACAGAUGUACAUGCCUGGCCUCAUGCCAACGGGUAUUGGCGGGCAGCCCGUCCAAGUGACCAAAGCCAGCCUCCUUAGAGAGCUUGACCGGGACUUGAAACUGGUCGAGCAUGAAUCCACUAAACUGAGAAAGAAACAAGCCGAGCUGGAUGAAGAAGAGAAAGAGAUUGAUGCCAAGCUGAAGUACCUCGAAUUGGGGAUCAAUCAAAGAAAGGAAUCUUUGCUGAAGGAUCGGAAUAUUCGCGAUUAUCCAUAUUUGAGAUGCUUGGGAGAGAAUCGAGAUUAUAUGUCUGACAGCGAACUAAACAAUCUUCGCCUCUCUGGUUAUGAGAGUGGAAGUCUCCUGACAAGGCCCAGAACUACCCCUUCUAACCAGCAUGCAGAAUUUUCCAGUACCCAGUAUACUUCAACAACUUCCUACACCCCAUACCAGUACUCCUCAGUUCAGACUGCUGCACCAGGCCCAGCUACAUUCCAGCAGACAAGAUUUCAACCUCCAUACUAUCCUCCAGCAAGCAGCGGUCCUACUCAAAAUGAUUUCCAGCCAAGGCAGAUCCCUGCUUACCCUUCCCAAACUACAUACCAGGCACAUAGCUUCACCCCAAGUACUGGAUAUCAGUCUGAACUGGGCCUACAGAGCCAUCAAGGCUUCUGCCCACCUUACCAAGUUCAGACUGCUUAUCCCAGUCAGACACCUUUGCAGCCUGCCCAGAGUGCUCUUCUUCAGACUCACGUAGACACCCACACAACAUCCCAGAAGCCAAGACAGACCUCACUGGCUGAUUUAGAACAGAAGAUCCUGACCAAUUAUGAAGUCAUUAGCAAUCCCACUGUGGUGAUCUCUGCUGCAACGCCAGAAGUGAUCUACAGCACCGCAACAGUGACCAGCAGUUAUGAUCAACACAAAGCCGCAGAUGGGAGGCCAGGAGACAGGAGCAGUGCUGCACAAAGUCCCUCUACUAGCUAUUCCUCUGACUCUCUAUACACCAAUCUAGAGCAAAACAUUCCUCGGAACUAUGUGAUGAUUGAUGAUAUCAGUGAAUUAACCAAAGAGAGCAGCACGGGAGAGGGUCAGAAAGGAGAUUUGCCAUCACACAGCAGCAAUGGACUGCCUAUCAAAGAAAAGAGGGAGGUUGCAGAUGUAGACGUGUCUAGCAGGCCUUGUUGCUAUUCAAAAGGAGAAGAGGAGUCUGAAGAGGAUAUUUAUGAUCAUUAUGGUCCUGACCAUCGGGGGAAAAGCUAUCCUAAAAGCACAGAGAGCAAUGGGAGAGUAUCAGGUAGUUCUUAUUACUAUGGAGACAGUGAUUAUAGGCCAUCCUCUCGUCCAGAUAAGCAUGGAACAAGUAUGGGAGUACAAAAACACUCUUCAAAAAAUCUGGCCCCUGCUGUCAUCUCUUCCAAGCGUAGCAAGCACAGGAAACAAGGCAUGGAGCAGAAGAUCUCCAAAUUCUCCCCUAUAGAAGAAGCCAAAGAUGUAGAAUCAGAUCUGGCCUCCUAUACAGCGACUACAUCAGUCAGUAGCAGCAGUGUAGCAUCCAGAGCAAGGAAAAUGCAAGAUGAUAUCACUUAUGGUCUAAAGAAAAAUGUAUAUGAACAGCAGAAAUACUAUAGUGUAUCCAGCAGAGAUGGGUUGGAAGAAGAUGAUAGAGCAUAUAGUGGUGGGCGAUCAAGAUCCUCUGGAUAUGUGUCAGAAAAACUGUCAAGUCGUGAAAUUAGAAGCAGAUCUUAUGAAAGAGAGAGCAUGGAGAGGCCACAGAAAGGAAGCUCAAAGCCUUCCUCCCUUAGUAUGAGUCAGAGUCGUGGGCGACCUCCAAUUCGCACACAAACUUCAGAAGAAGAAAGUCCUAUCAGUCCAUUAGGAAAAUCUGUGGGUGUAUCACGGUCUUCAGGUGGGCCUCUUCCUCAGUCUGCUGGAGACAGUUGCUCCCAAUUUUGCUCUAGUCACUCAUUGCCUGAUGUACAAGAACAUAUUAAAGAUGUGCCAAGAACCCACUCUUACAAACAUGAAGAAGGCUACAUCGUGGAUGAUUCACACUGUGUUGUUUCGGACAGUGAAGCCUACCACUUGGGCCAAGAGGAGACGGACUGGUUUGACAAACCAAGAGAACCUCGUUCAGAGAGGAUGAGGCAUUAUGGUGGCCAUUCCUCAUCCUCUCAGAAGAGAGGUCCAAUUAAACACACCUAUCAUGAUUAUGAUGAGCCCCCAGAUGAAGACUUAUGGCAUCAUGAUGACUAUUCCCACCCACGUCACUCUUCCUCCAAAGAUCACAAGCACCAUGGAGAUUAUGGGCGACAUUCAUCCUCCUCCCGCCAUUCCACUGAUGACCUGCCCAAGAGAUCAUCCAGGCAACACCCAAGAGAUCCAGGCCGCCAUGAGUCACAUGGGCGUGGACAUGGACAGCCCACUUCCCAGAAGAAGGUUCAGCAAUCAGAUACAAGAACCCAGCAAGGUUAUCCUCCCAGCUCCUCGGAGUACCCUCAGCAGUCCCGACAACCGUCUGGCUAUCAUCAUACCUCAGAGUCCCAAAAAUCCCAGAGGCAGAUGCAACAUGGGCUGCCAUCUCAGCAGCCAAAAUCUGAGCCCCUGUCUCACCAACAGCAGCAGCAGCAGCAGCAGCAACAGCAAAAGCAGCAGCAACAGCAGCAGCAACAGCAACCUAAACAACAGCAAGUUGGGCAACAGCAACCAUCAUCUAGGCAGCAGCAACCCCCGGGCAGACAACCUCAGCAACAGCAUCAAGCAGGUCCUUCUCAUCAACAGCCACAGCAGGUUCGGAUGCAGCAGCAACAACCACAACCACAGCAACAGCAACAGCAACAGCCACCACUGGGAACCCAAGCCCAACCAUCCUUGCGGCCAGCCCAACAGCAGCCUGGUCAGCCUCAACCAUUAGGCAAACCCCAGCCAACUGCCCAAGCGCAACCUAGCACUCACCCAGCAGGACCAGCUAAAGCAGAACAGCCGGAUGUAUCCAAGCCUACCACAAAAGUGCCACAGGUGGGGAAAGCACCCCAGACACAACCACAGGGGACAGCUGGAGGCAUUAAAUUGGGUCCCAAACCAACAGGAGCACCCAUAUCUGCAGGAGCAGCAGCUGGACAGCCAGGAACAGAGGGUGAAAGUGUCUUAUCCAAAAUCCUGCCAGGAGGAGCAGCAGAACAAGCAGGCAAAUUGACAGAAGCCGUAUCAGCUUUUGGCAAGAAAUUCACAUCGUUCUGGUGAGAGUACAAUAUUCGGCAUUUGGGGAAAUAAGUGAAAUCUCAUCCUUGCACUGGAAAAACCUAUGAAGAAUUCAUUGGGUUCAUUUGCCACACUGGACUCUGGGUAUAAUACUUUUGAAACCAUGGAAAACCACUAGGCUCAGAGAAUGAAACAGAAGAGCUGUUUAUACAGAUUUAUGCCUGUGGAUCCCAUAAGAUGCUGUUUGAGGACGUCUGAGCCAACGGUCACAAAAGGCUUUCAAAGCCACUGUUGUCAAUCCGUGUUGUGCAAGCCUCAAGGGUUAAAGGCAGAUUCCUAGAUUGAGAAGAUGUACGUAAGGAGGUGCAAUUAGAGAAGAGGAGCUUGUCACACAGGCAUGCAACUUUUCUGUCACUUGAGAUGUUUUGGGACUCAGAAACUAUCUAUGACUGUAGUUCCAUUUGUGCCUAGCAUCUGAUUUUGGGAGCCAUGGCCUUCUCUUAGGAUUAUACACAAAGUUACUGAACUUUAACUCUAGUUCUUCAUAGGUUUUUCCCAUUCUUCAAAAUGUGCUUGAAUUGAGGGCUGGGAGCUGGAUGCUCCAUUCUCCUUCACAUUCCAGUUUGCCCCAUCAACCCCCAUCCCCUCCAGUGUUUGUUCCCUCUCAUCAUCCCUGCAAUGGAAAGUCUGGGACGAAGGGAACUCUGACUAGGACCUAACACUGUUUCACUACUGAGUUAAGAGGCCAUAGGACUGAAAGGCAGUGCAAACUGGCUGACUAUUGACUGACACCAAUGCUGGCCAGGCAUGUCUUAUCAGCCACCCAAAGCCAUCCUGAAGCCAUUCUAAAGCAUUCAAAUGGCAGUGCUUUUCAUUGUUAAUGUUGUGCAUUGUUUUAUGUAUGCCUGGGAUUAUUAUUUUUUUUUUAAAAAAAACAGCCUUAAUCAUUCCACUUUUAUUUACAUGUAUACCUCAUUGGUGCCCAGAAACUGGGGGCUUGGUUUAUUAUUUUUUCUGAGGUUCCUUUUAUAUUUUAUUUUCUUUUCUUUUUUUCUUUUGCCUAGUCUCAUACGUCAUUAAUCUCUUAACUUUGUACUGAGUUAGCAUCUGGGCUGUUGUCGGCAGAAGCAAUAGAGUGCAGAAGGCUAUUAAGAGCACAACACAGUGUGAUGAGAAAAGUUUGACUCUGCCAUCCUCCUUUAUCCUACUGUGCAAUUCAAGUCCUUCUUAAGCCAUUAUCGGUGGGCAUGCUCAGAAAGAUGGAGGAGCUACUUGGAGCAGUGUGUUGGUAAACCUGCCUGCUUGGAGCUCGUUACACUGUAUAGAUGGCAAGAGCUGAAAGAACACCCUGUGAAACAGCUCUUUUUUUUUUUUUACUUUUUUUGUUAUUGUAAAAAACCCAGUAAGUGUACAGAUGCUGCAGUUCCCAUUUGUUUGUGCUGUUUCCUGCCCGUCUUUCAUCCACGCUGAGCAUGUUCAAGAACAACAAUUCAUUGGUGUGACCCAUAGGAGCUUCCAUUCACCAUGGGUAACAGCAAAAUGAUUCUCAUGUCUAAUGUUCUAUGCAAUGAAAUUACAAAAUUUUAAAGACAACUGUUAAUAUUUAAUAAGUUCAAUGUUAUGUAUAAGGAUUUAAUUGCAAACAUGCUAUCAAGAACCUGGAUAGAUAUCUUUAUAUCAAACACCUGUGCGUAUGAAGUUUCCAAUUAGUGGCAUGCUUGACCCGUUCAAGGGACACUUUUGCCAAAGGGUAGCCAUAGGGCCAGUGACUGUCUCUGUCUGUAGUAGAGCAUGGCUUGCUACUUCUCUGCACGGUUUCAUCUACUUAGAAUGCUUGCCGUUCGUUCUUUGCUUGAAAUUCUUUUUUUUUCCUCCAGUUGGUUCAUCUUCUUUACUGAAUGCCAUUACAGAUUUAUGCACUUGUUAUUGAAGCCCUGUCAAUGAAGAGCAAUUAUUCCACAAAACAUUACCCUAGAUUUUCUAUAUUUAAUUACACUCACUCUAGAUCCUUUGAGACGUCCUCUCCUGCAACUGCCUAGGGUUUGCUGAAAGGGGCUUCUUGGCAUUGUCCAAACCUAAUGCACAUUCCUCCUCUCCAAAAUUAAAAUUAAAAUUCUAUCUAAGUAUGCAAGAAUUGCAGCCUGGAAAAAUAUCCCAAGAACGAAAUGUAUUUACAAACAUAGCAAGGGAGACUGAACAGGUCUGUCAUUAAUUAAUAUAUCAAUUCUACUUAAUUCGUCUUUUCUGCAUUCUGAGCUUAGAGAGCAAUGGGGAUAACUGCUGGUGCAACUAAUGACUGUUAAUACAUAUAGAAUUACUCAACCUACGGUUCUGAAAUUCUGAAAAUGUGGAAGCAGAGAGCCACUAGGUGGUCAGUUCAAGACUGGAGUAAAUGCAGUGCCAAAUCUGAAGUAAUCCCACAGGUUUCCAUCAGGCCCUUAAUGCAGUGAUGGCAAAGCUAUUUUCUCCCUAUAGGACUUGAUUGAAAGCCAGAAUACCAUAUGCAAAAAUUGGACCAAAAAUGUAUACCUUUUUAUACUGAAAAAUGGAGUGGGGCAAGAGGAAGCUAGUAUAUAUUUUACAUGUUAGAGUCUUCAAAAUGUAACAAGUUUAUAAUCUUUUGAUACAGAAAAUAUAGAAUGUGUUCCUGUUUGGCAAUGCACUUGACAAGGAUGCUACAGGUCCUGAAUGUCACCUCUGUGUAAUGUUACAAAUACAUCAAUAAGCUCUGAAUCAUAUUGUGCAAGAAGGCAAUUUUUUCAGGACCACUGCUGGAAUGUAUACUUUAGAAAUAUUUUUUCCCACAGAGAUUGAAAUAAGAUUUAGUAAUGGGAGCUGGUAGGCUAGUGAGUAUAAGAGUAAUUUCAUGUCACCCAUAGUGAUACCAUCCAGGUAUAAGGUUUGCACAAUCAACAAUUGUCUGCACAAUCAAGAGUUGAUCCCAGCUGCUUAAUUAAAAUUCCUAUCUAAUACAAACAUGUGAGAAUAUGUUUCAUAUACUCAUGCUUUGCCUUUGCUUGCACUUAAAACAGUUGUACACUAAAAAAAAGUGUAUGACGUGGUUCUUAGUUAAGUGUGUGUUAUUUUAAUAAGCCUUAUUAUUCUAAGACUGUUUUGGACAACUGGCAUAUGAAGUGAUAUAUCUCAUCAUGUAAAAGUACUAAUUUGAUAUUUUGUAAGCAGCAUUCUUAACAAAAGUCUUCCAUGGUUACAAGCUCAAAGCAUAGUCUCCUUAUCCUGACUCCAUAUGUUAGAAUAUAUGUUCAUUCAUGUGCUUACAAAUGCCCACUGGCUCUGUUGACUGAGGAGAAACAAGGCAGAUUGGAAAUCUAUCCGCUGCACGGACUAUGGAAACACUACAGUUGUAUCUGAUCUCUGUUAGGGAAAGAAUUACGCCUUUAGUAGCCCUUUCUAAGGGAAAGUAGGAAGUUAUAUCCAUGGUUAUUCAGCGGAUACAGACCACAGAAUUCAGCUUCUAAGUCAAGCUGCAUACAUAUUGGCUGUAUGAUCCCUGGCAGUAUCUCCUUUGCCUGUUCUGUCUGUGGUCUGAAUGAGUGUGAAACCUCUAAAGUUAAGCUAGUCAUUUCUUAAGAGGUAGGACUUGGUGGAAAAACUCCUUGGCUGUGUGUUGCUCCACAGUUUUACUUAUAAUCAACCAAUCAAUUGUUUGGUUUUGCAUAAUACAAUGUGCAGUAACAUAACCACAUGCCUUUCAUAAUGAAGUAAGUUAAAAGGUAGUUGACUAGCUUGUUUAAUGUCACAUGCAGCAUUUAAAACUAUGGGGUCCUCGAUACUUUCUGAGUUUGAUGCACCAAUGAGGUUACCUAGUUUGAUAAUGAAAUGUUUGCAAGGAAAUAACCAAACUCAGAGGACACCAAGGAACCCACAGUCCAACCUGAGCUACAAUUUUUUUUUCUUUCAGUAGCCUUUAAAACUCUCUAUCUGCAGAAGUCCUUUUUCCAGAGGAAUUAACCCAUUGUAUUUAACGUGAAUUCCUGCAUAGAAGCCCACUCAUUUGAUUCAGCAGUUGGUCUAUACCUAGGAAGACAGACUGAAUUUUUAUAUUUAAUUGUGUUUCAGUUAAGUUUCUGAAUUGCUGAAUUGAUUAUUUUUCUAGCAAAAAUACAAGAUUUAGUACAAGAAGCUUAUCUUUUGUUCUACCGCAAUAAAAAGUUUAGCUCAAGAGCAUUAAGUGAACUGGGCAGGCUGGGAAUCAUUUCUAACAGAACAGGAGGAAUAAAACUAAUUCUCCAAGUAGCACUUCCUCAUGUGUGAUUUACAUAUAUAGUUUAUUUAACAUAUAGCUACAUCAUUUCUUUGGGAGAAAUGUAAUAUAUUUUGGGAAGUUAUUUCAACUAGAAUGGCAAACUGAAGCAAUGAGAUUGCCAUCAUUCAUUCUCACAUUUGCACACUGAAUUCUGAGAAGAGGGAUUUGGUUCCAAACGUAGAGACCAAGUUACCUGGCAAGGACAAGCAUGUUUUUUCAUUCAGUUUCUUUCCAGCCACCCAGACCUCUUUUUCUUAGACUCCCCGCAAUGACAAGUGCAUAAUCUGAGGAUGCUUCUUCAGAACUCUAGAUUGGAUUUGUGUUCCCUACUGGUUUUCUCAACAGUGGCUGCUACAAUCUCCCUCGACCCCUUCCAUUGUAAAUACCUGUACAGUGUGUAAAAUAAAAGUCUCACAUGGUAUGAAGAAGAAAACUCCCCAAGAAAACAAUCAACUCACAGCCCCCUUUUGUGAGGCUCCAUCUCAGUGACCAGCACACCUGCCAACUCUUGCUUUUGUGUAGAAAAACAAAAUCAACAAACAAAGCCUGGUGUUUGUAACUAACUUUUCUGAACUGUUUCCUUUCUUGCAAAGCAUAGCAGAGUCCCAUAAAGCUCUUGUGGCUGUCACAUGACAUGUACUGUCCAUGCUCUCCUCCUGCCUUUAGUUUCAAAUUAUUUUUCUUCUUUUCUAUUUUGUAUUAUUUUGGAGGCGGCAGAGUUCUCUAUAAAACCAACAACCCAUCAAACAAAAGAAGAAGUUUACAGUUGUAAGUGCAAUGACCUUUAUCUGAACAUUGUAAAUGAUGUGUGUGUCCUGCUGUGCUCUGUGAGAACUUGUAGUAUUUCAGUGUAACACCUCAUGUAUUGUGAUUCCGUAUGGCAAGUUGCCCUACAAGGUAUUUCUGUGGAAAACAGAAUAAAAGAACUUGAUAUGAUUUA